GCGUGGCUUGUGGUGGUGGGGAACCCCAUAAUUAAGCAUGCAUGAUAAAGUGAACUCACUUUGUUUAAUUUAAUUCUCUUUUGGAGAUUCAUUCAUUCAUUCUUCUGUUUCAAUUUCAUUUAAGAGAGUUUGCUAUAUAUAAACAAGGAAGGAAGCCAUGCAUCCAUCCAUCCAUCCAUCCAUCAUGAUGAACAAAGGCCGCCACGCCUUGAUAGCAUUCUUGGUUCCUCUUCCAUCUAUCAUCUUCUACCUCUCAUUCAUCAAUUAUUCAAUUUACACCUGCCACCCUCUCCUAUUAGUCAAUCUCCUUUUCUUCUUCAAUGUCAAUUUGCUCUUUUGGCUCAUCGCUCAAAUCCAAUCCAGCCACUGGAUGAUUGACCCUUAUUGGACAGUGAUACCUGUGAUGCUUGUACAUUACUAUUCAUCCCACCCUUUGGCUCACUAUAAUUGCUGGAGGUCAAGAAUCGUGAUCUUGUUGACUUGGGUGUGGAGUAUUAGGCUCUUCCACAACUACUUCAGAAGAGAAAACUGGCAAUGGGGUGCCAGACAGGAUUGGCGUUUUACUGAUAUGUCCCAACAAUAUGGGAAACAUUGGUGGUGGGCUUCCUUCUUCUCCAUCUACCUCCCUCAUCAGCUAUUGCUCAUUGGAUUGUCACUUCCCUUCUAUGUUAUCCACUCCGUUAAUCAACCUUUGAGCAUGUGGGACUUGCUAGCCCUACUUCUGUGUCUAUCUGGCAUCCUCCUAGCAUAUUUUGCGGAUACUCAGCUUUACAAUUUUGUCAACAACAAAAACAAGAAGAAGGUCCUUGAGAGUGGAUUGUGGUACUAUUCUCGACAUCCCAAUUACUUGGGUGAACAACUCUGGUGGUGGGGACUUGUUGUAUUCGCUUGGAAUUUGGGACAUGGAUGGACCUUCAUAGGAGCAUUGGCUAACACAAUGUGUUUGGGUUAUGUUACCAAGCUUGUGGAACAGAGAAUGUUGAAACAACAAAACAGAGCAGAGGCAUAUAGGAUGUAUCAGAGUACAACUUCCGUAUGGAUCCCCUGUUUCAAGUUCAAUUCAUCAGCUUCUAAUUUACGUCUCAAAAAUAAGAAUGCUUGAUUCAUGCAUAUAUAUGUUUGUUGGUUCGGUGAUUCAUUGUACUGCCAUCGUCUAUAUAUUAUUUUUCUUCUUCAUUUUGUGAUGUUUGUUGAUUAUGUGACAGAGUGAGUCAUGAUCGGGCUUUAGCUAUUACAACACAUAUUUAUGUGUAGA
Trifolium pratense (red clover) is the source of this 1255-nucleotide messenger RNA. RefSeq lists its product as uncharacterized. Gene Ontology annotation, cellular component: membrane. The transcript is spliced from 2 exons. Gene Ontology annotation, molecular function: oxidoreductase activity, acting on the CH-CH group of donors. Bases 158 to 1102 code for a protein of 314 amino acids. NCBI's taxonomy places the organism in Eukaryota, Viridiplantae, Streptophyta, Magnoliopsida, Fabales, Fabaceae. Gene Ontology annotation, biological process: lipid metabolic process. The record is from RefSeq and is a predicted model, not a curated record.